Messenger RNA from Arxiozyma heterogenica, 273 nucleotides. It is a transcript of the gene RSM19, whose product is annotated as mitochondrial 37S ribosomal protein uS19m RSM19. The coding region runs from base 1 to 273 and encodes 90 amino acids. The transcript has a single exon. Gene Ontology annotation, cellular component: cytosolic small ribosomal subunit; mitochondrial small ribosomal subunit; ribosome. The record is from RefSeq and is a predicted model, not a curated record. Gene Ontology annotation, molecular function: RNA binding; structural constituent of ribosome. Gene Ontology annotation, biological process: ribosomal small subunit assembly; translation. Lineage: Eukaryota; Fungi; Ascomycota; Saccharomycetes; Saccharomycetales; Saccharomycetaceae.
AUGUUUAAAUUCACUAAAACAUUACUGUCACGUUCUGCAUGGAAGGGACCAAACAUUGUAUCAUUACCAUUAAGACAGGCUAUCGAGAAAGGGACUCCAAUUAGAACACAGGCCAGGGCCGCUACUAUAUUGCCACAGUUUGUUGGUAUAACAUUUGAAAUACACAAUGGAAAGAAUUAUAUACCUGUGACUAUCACCGAAGAUAUGGUUGGACACAAACUUGGUGAAUUUGCAAUGACUAGAAAACCUGUUGUACAUAAGACAUCAAAAUAA